UGAGGGCAAGAAGAGGGUCCGCACGGCUUCCACAAGGCAGCAGCUGACCCAGCAUCGCCUUGGCUUGGAUCUGUCAAAGCGAAGACUCAUCUGCUCACAAGCCUCAACUUCAACCGAGCAAACCAGCCGCGAGGAUGCAGCGCCUGAUGUCACAGCCGCUGGGUCAGCCCGUCAACAUCGGGCUGGUGGGCUUCGGCACCGUCGGCGGCGGUGUGGUGGAUCUGCUCAAGACCAACCCCAAUGUGGCCUUCAAGCGCAUCAUCGUCAAGAGUCCCAGCAAGAAGAGGGACGUGGACAUCCCCAAAGGCUGCCAGGUCGUCACCGACUGGAAGAGCGUCGUGGAGAGCAAUGACGUCGAUGUGGUGGUGGAGGUCAUGGGCGGUACGGGGCUGGCCAAGGACAUCGUCAUGACGGCCAUGCAGAACGGCAAGCACGUCGUGACGGCCAACAAGGCGCUCCUCAGCAAGCACCUCGACGACCUCGUCAAGGUGCAGAAGGAGCACCCCAAGGUCUACCUGCUCUACGAGGCGGCCGUGUGCGGCGGCAUCCCCAUAAUCAACGUCUUCUCCCGCUCAAUGGCGUGGGACGACGUGAGCAAGAUCGUGGGCAUCAUGAACGGCACCACCAACUUCAUCAUGACCGAGAUGGAGGAGGACCCCAGCAAAAAGUACGAGGCCGUCCUCGCCGACGCGCAGAACAGGGGCUACGCCGAGGCCGACCCGUCCGCCGAUGUGGAGGGGUGGGACGCCAGGUCGAAGCUCUGUCUGCUGGCCAAGCUGGCCUUCGGGCUGACCAUUGACGAGGACAAGGUCUACUGCCAGGGCAUCAGCAGAAUCAAAGCCAUCGACUUCACUUACGGUCAGCCAACACAGAUGGGGAGGGAAGGGUCUGUCUGUCUGCACGUGUGUUCAAUGGCUGUGUUGGCGUGUGUAUGAUUGCAGCCAAGAUGGUGGGCCACACGAUCAAGCUGCUGGGUGUGGCAGAGAAGAGGCUGGCGGACGACGGCUCCGGUGCCCAAGUCGUCAACAUAUUCCUCUCGCCAUGCAUGGUGGGCAUGGGAGCCAAUGGAUGGAUGGAUGUGCUGCAGCAUGGUCAUGCUGUGCUGCUCGUUGUCUGUCUGUUCAGGUGUCUUUGUCCAACCCCAUCGGUCGCGUGAAUGGCGUCACCAACGUGGUCGAAGUCACCUCACACAACCUUGGUAACACACACACGCAUAAGACACGCCACGUCGCUCUGUCGAUGUUAGGUCGACGUGUCUGUGUCUGUGUGUGUUGUUUGGCAAUGUCAGGUCAGUCGUAUUACAUCGGUCCAGGUGCGGGUCGGUACCCCACUGCCAACUCAGUGGUGUCGGACAUACUCGACCUCACAUACCGCAUUCAAAACGCCGCGGACGGAGGUACCCCGUGGGUGGGUCGUCGUGAGUGAUACUAUGUGUGAGUGUGUCGUGAUGUGUUGUGUUUAGCGGUUGCUCCGCCGUGUUUCACGACAGAGAAGGUGGCCACGAACUACGAGUCGGACUUCAAGGCCGACUUCUACCUCAGGUAGGUACAUGGCUGAGGCGGGUGGAUGGGCGGACUCGGAUCAUGGCAGCAUCUCUCUCUCUCUGUGUGUGUGCGCGUGUGUGUGUGUGCAGGUUCAUUGUAGAUGACAAGGUGGGUGUGAUCCACAAGGUGUCGGGCCUCAUGGCGCAGUUCGGCGUCUCCAUCUUCUCCAUACUGCAGGUAAGUGAGUCAAAGAAUGAGGAGUCAUGGGGGAGGAGGAUGGUCUCCAUCAACAUGGCUCAUGUGUCAUUUCUCUCUCUCUCUCUGUGUCACGUCAUGCAGGCGCCCAUCACGAACCCCAAGCAGGUGCCCUUCGCCAUCAUCACCGAGAGCUGCCGACUCUCCACGGUCAGUGUCGUCUGCCUCUCACACAGAGGGAGAGAGAAAGAUGUAUGUACUGCUCAUUGGUUGCUGUUUGUGUGUGGUGUGUGGUAUAUCUCAUGUGUGUGCAGAUCCGCCAGGUGUGCAAGAAGCUGGCAGACGGCCGCAGGGGAGAGUUUGAUUUCCUCCUCGAGGACCCCUUCUUCGCACCCUACCUGGGAUAAGAAGACACGGCUGCCUGAUGUUCGUGCUCUGCCUGCCUGUGGGCCUGGCCGCUCCGUUGAUGUGUGGAUGAUGUCAUGUCACUUUAUUUGGGUGGGUGACGGCCUGCCUGUUGCCACGUGGUUUUGAUGUAUUUAUUUCUUCAUGUCGCGGGCGGUAUGGCAUGGCAUCGCAUUCUUGAGCGAUAUACCCUGGCUGUGUUGUUGUUGGUCUGUGUGUGGGACUGACGGCGGUAAUUGUCUCGUUGAAUGCACCUCUGAGUCGG
This is a messenger RNA of Vitrella brassicaformis, 2349 nucleotides long. The record is from the annotation of a GenBank genome assembly. NCBI's taxonomy places the organism in Eukaryota, Vitrellaceae.